Messenger RNA from Perca fluviatilis (European perch), 3925 nucleotides. Its product is annotated as titin homolog. Gene Ontology annotation, molecular function: RNA binding. The transcript has 13 exons. Gene Ontology annotation, biological process: regulation of mRNA splicing, via spliceosome; regulation of cell cycle. The record is from RefSeq and is a predicted model, not a curated record. Lineage: Eukaryota; Metazoa; Chordata; Actinopteri; Perciformes; Percidae. Bases 1 to 3834 code for a protein of 1277 amino acids.
AUGGUGACACUUUAUGUUCAGAAAGCGAAGGACCGUUAUGUUGCAAGGGAAUUGGCUUUGCUCAGGGCAUCCAAACCCCACCCACCAAUGGUCUCCCAUUUCGAUGAGAUUGAUGAUGCAGCCAUCGAAGAAGGCAUCAGGAGGGAGUUGGAGGAGGCCCCAUCCGCCGCUGAGCCGUAUGAUACUCCUCCCGCUGGUGAGGUCGUGGACCCAUCCACCGCUGACUCGCCCGAUGCUGCUUCCGCCCGUGUGACUCCGUCGAACAAACCCGACAGCGAUGUCGUGGCCCCAUCCGCAACUGAGCCGUCUGAUACUCCUCCCGCUGGUGAGGUCGUGGACCCGUCCACCGCUGACUCGCCCGAUGCUGCUUCCGCCCGUGUGACUCCGUCGAACAAACCCGCCAGUGAUGUCGUGGCCCGGUCCGCCGCCGAGACUUCUAAGACUCCUUCCGCCAGUGCCACGCCCUUGAAGGAACCUGCCAGCCAUUUGCCAAAAAAGCAGUUGUUUAGGAGGAACAAGCCGGUUGUGAGGACUCCGACCCCCCUCUGCAAGAACUGCAGGAUCCUUGCUGCCGAGCUGAAGGUGGUGAAAGAGCUGCUGGAAGCCGAAAUACAACGGAACGACGAACUGAAACGGCUGCACUUGUCGACCAAUCGAGAAAAGGCAGAGAAGUACAAGAGGCGCAAGUCCUACUCUCCGUCGAAAGCGCCGCAGUAUGUUAAACUGGUAGAGGAGUUCAGGGAGCACACGGAAGGUUGCGAUCCCACGCGGAAAAUGAAGGAGAAUGCCCGCCAGCGAGCUAACCACGUGCUGCACUUCCUGACGUUCAUGUCCAAGCCCGCUGUUCCACAUAUGAACCUACUCUUUCUCAAGGACUACAGUCGGAUCAGGAGAUAUGCAGCCCAUCUGGCUGACAAAAACUUAAAGCCCACGACCAUAAAAAGCUACCUGACGGAUGUCGUUGCAUUUUUGAAGUACGUUAUGAGUAUGGCGCCAGAAGGGGUGAAAUUAGGCGUGAAAAGCCUAAAUGCGCUGCUUGUGGAACUCCGGGCGAGGAUCAGGGACGUGGCGAGAGCUGUGGUGGGACAACAACUGGCCCAGCGCCGCAAAAAGUCCGGUGAACUGGUGAAAGCGACUAAUCACGCGUGGUUUCUUGAAAACGCACCAGACAGGAUCUCUGUUGCACUCGAACAUCUUGAGAAAACUCCUGCAGAUAAAAAAAGGCAGAGGAAGUUUUUCGGGCUCCUGAGUGGUUACAUCGUAGCGUUGACUGGGCACAGGAAAGGCGUCGUUCUCAACAUGACGCGGAAAGAGGUCAAAGCGGCAGAGAAACUGAAGAACGGUGAUCGCAUCAUACGGGUGGAGCAGCACAAGACGGCUCGCUACUUUGGCCAGGCGGCCAUACCGCUCACGAAACGGGAGUACUCCUGGUUCCUCAGAUACAACUGUCUCCGGUCUCGCAUAGAGGGAGGUCUAGAGGCAGUUACCUUUUUCCACACCUCCAGUGGCACAGAGUGCCUGAAGCUCGCCGAAUACUUCAAAGGGGCGUGGGAGUCGUUGCAGUUGGGAAAGGCUCCGAGCUUCAACCUCCUCCGUUCCUCUGUGGCUACUUACACAAAGAGGCAACUGGGAUCGAAGGCAUACAAACGAGUGGCGGCCUUCAUGUGUCACGAUGAGCACACGGCCAAGAAGUUUUAUCAUGCGGAAGACCCGGCAGCCGAGGUCUUUAACAGCCGAAACCUAUCCAUCACAGCGAUCUCUGCUUAUGCUGUCAAGAUCAGAGGAGGCACCCAGGAGAGAAGAGCCACAGAGGAGGUGGAAGACUGGGACAGUGUGGAGGAUGUGGAGGAUGUGGAUGAGGAGGAGGAUGAGGAGGAGGAUGAGGAGGAGGAUGAGGAGGAGGAUGAGGAGGAGGAUGAGGAUGAUGAGGAGGAGGAUGAGGAGGAGGAUGAGGAGGAGGAUGAGGAUGAGGAGGACAACGAGAAUGUGGAGGACCAAGACAUGGGUGAUGACGAGGAGAAAGAAGGGGUACUAAUUGAGGACUCGGAUAGAGAGGAUGAGAUAGAGGACCAGAAAAUGGAGGAAGAAGACUGUGCAGAUGAAUGCCCAGACGGGACUAGGACUGGGCCAAGUUGUCCGCUAAAAAAGCGGUCCUGUAAGUCUGAAACUGAACAGAAAAGGGACAAGUCUGAAGCCAAACAGAAGAGAGUGUCCUACAAACAUGUGCCUGAGGAGUGGUCCUGUGAGUCUGAAGACGAAAAGAAGGUCAAGUCAGAAGCCAAACGGAAGAGAGACUCCUCCAAACCUCCUGUGCCUGAAGAGCGGUCCAGUGACUCUGAACCCGAACAGAACAGAGACAAGUCUGAAGCCAAACAGAAGAGAGUGUCCUCCAAACCUGCUGUGCCUGAGGAGCGGUCCAGUGAGUCUGAAGCCAAACAGAAGAGAGACAAGUCUGAAGCCAAACAGAAGAGAGUGUCCUCCAAACCUGCUGUGCCUGAGGAGCGGUCCAGUAAGUCUGAAGCCAAACAGAAGAGUGAGUCCUCAAAGCCUCCUCUGCCUAAAGAGCGGCCCUGUGAGUCUGAAGCCGAGAAGAAAAGGGACAAGUCUGAAGACAAACGGAAGAGAGUGUCCUCCAAACCUCCUGUGCCUGAGGAGCGGUCCAGUGAGUCUGAAGCCAAACCGAAGAGUGAGUCCUCAAAGCCUCCUCUGCCUAAAGAGCGGCCCUGUGAGUCUGAAGCCAAGAAGAAAAGGGACAAGUCUGAAGACAAACGGAAGAGAGUGUCCUCCAAACCUCCUGUGCCUGAGGAGCGGUCCAGUGUGUCUGAACCCGAACAGAACAGAGACAAGUCUGAAGCCAAACAGAAGAGAGUGUCCUCCAAACCUCCUGUGCCUGAGGAGCGGUCCAGUAAGUCUGAAGCAAAACAGAAGAGUGAGUCCUCAAAGCCUCCUCUGCCUAAAGAGCGGCCCUGUGAGUCUGAAGCCGGGAAGAAAAGGGACAAGUCUGAAGACAAACGGAAGAGGGAAUCCUCCAAACAUCCUCUCGCCAGAAAGCAGCCUAGGUUUGAAGCGGGACGGAAGAGACGCUACUCCAAACCUCCUCUGGAUAGAAAGCGGCUUAGGUCUAAAUUGGAACAGAAGAGAGACUCAUCUGAAACUCCUCCCCCUAAAAAGCCCAAAAGGGUUGCAAAGUGCCUUUUCAAAACAAAUAGGGAAGUGUCCUCUGAAGAGGAAGGGGGGCUUCUUCCGACCGACACAGAACAAGAUGAGUUUGGCAGCACUCAGGGAGAUGAACAAAGACCAGUUGCAAAGGGUCCACCGGAGGAUGCAGGUCUGUUGGGGGAUGCGGUGGAGGCGAAGGGUCCGUCGGUGGAGGAUCUGUCGCAGGACGCAGGUCUGUUGGAGCAUGCGGUGGCGGCGAAGGGUCCGUCGGUGGAGGAUCUGUCGCAGGACGCAGGUCUGUUGGAGCAUGCGGGGGAGGCGAAGGGUCCGUCGGUGGAGGUGGAGGAUCUGUCGCAGGACGCAGGUCUGUUGGAGCAUGCGGAGGAGGCGAAGGGUCCGUCGGUGGAGGUGGAGGAUCUCUCGCAGGACGCAGGUCUGUUGGAGCAUGCGGUGGCGAAGGGUCCGUCGGUGGAGGAUCUGUCGCAGGACGCAGGUCUGUUGGGCGAUGCGUUGGAUCUGUCGGUGCAAGUGGAGGAUCUGUCGCAGGACGCUGGUCUGUUGGAGGAUGUGGUGGAGAUGAAGGGUCUGUCCCAAAACAGUUCAGACUCAUUUGAACUGCCCUGCAGGCAACCGGAGGCUGAGGAGAGGGGAAUUCUGACACCGGAGCAGGGUUAAAAAACUGACAGUGUGGUCAACACAGUUAAAUUUGAUUAAAAUCAAAAGUUCAUGGUUUUUCUCUGGAAAUAAAAACUGUAGACAAAAAUGA